Molecule: messenger RNA, 808 nt
Organism: Micropterus salmoides (largemouth bass)
Lineage: Eukaryota; Metazoa; Chordata; Actinopteri; Centrarchiformes; Centrarchidae
Gene: lhfpl4a
Product: LHFPL tetraspan subfamily member 4a
Exons: 4
Coding region: 39-752 (237 amino acids)
Biological process (GO): gamma-aminobutyric acid receptor clustering; sensory perception of sound
Cellular component (GO): inhibitory synapse; postsynaptic membrane; plasma membrane
Molecular function (GO): GABA receptor binding
Source: RefSeq, a predicted model, not a curated record
GGGGGGGAGGGGGGUGGCAGGGGGGGUGGGAGAGAAAAAUGCUGCCUUCGCAAGAAGCCUCCAAAAUCUACCAUGACAACUACAUGCGCAACUCCAGGGCCAUCGGGGUCCUGUGGGCAAUAUUCACCAUCUGCUUGGCCAUCAUUAAUGUGGUGGUCUUCAUCCAGCCCUACUGGAUCGGCGACAGCGUCAAUACCCCCCAAGCCGGCUAUUUCGGCUUGUUCCACUACUGCGUGGGCAACGGGAACUCCAACCGGGAGCUCUUGUGCCAGGGCAGCUUCUCCGACUUCAGCUCCAUCCCAUCGGGAGCCUUCAAGGCGGCCUCCUUCUUCGUGCUGAUGUCCAUGGUGCUCAUCCUCAGCUGCAUCGGCUGCUUCGCCCUCUUCUUCUUCUGCAACACCGCCACGGUCUACAAGACGUGCGCCUGGAUGCAGCUGCUAUGCGCUGUGUGUUUGGUACUCGGCUGUAUGAUCUUCCCGAAUGGCUGGGACUCCGAGGUGAUCCGGGACAUGUGCGGAGAGGACACAGCGAAGUACACCCUUGGCAACUGCUCGGUGCGCUGGGCCUACAUCCUGGCUAUCAUUGGUAUCCUGGAUGCCCUCAUCCUCUCCUUCCUGGCGUUCGUGCUUGGCAACCGGCAGAGCGACUUCCUGCAGGAGGAGCUGAAGGCCGACAACAAAGACUUUGCUGUGUCAAGGAUUGAAAUCCGGGACACCAAGGAUCCAAGAUUCGGAGUCCGGCGGUUCCCCUGAGAACCAAACUUCCUGUCCUCCUCUUCCAUUUCCCCCUUCCUUCAGUCCAUCCAUCC